UUAUACUCUUCUUCUUAUUCUUCUUCUUCUAUACACACCAAUAUUUUAUUUCCAACUACAAAGAAAGCUCUGUUUAUUCUUCAUUCUUCAAAAUCCUUGUGAUCUUUGUUUUCUAAGCAUAUUUCCAUGAUGGGCACCUUGCUCCAACUCUACCCUUUUCUCUUCCUAUUCCUAUUCCUUCCAAUCCUAAACACAGUUUUAUCACAACCCCAACAACUCUUUUAUUCUGGAUUCAAUCAUAUUCCUGGAACCAACUUAUCCCUGACUGGAAUAGCGAAAAUUGAUGACAAAAAUGGAAUCUUGAAGCUCACAAACGAAACAAGUAGAUUAAUUGGGCAUGCCUUUUACCCAAUCCCAUUUCAGUUCAAGAAUAACAAUGGCAGCAGAACCUUCUCAUUCUCUUCAUCAUUUGCAAUUGCCAUUGUUCCUGAGUAUCCAAAGCUUGGUGGCCAUGGCUUGGCUUUCACCAUUUCAGCUUCCAUGGAUACUCUCAAGCAUGCACUUCCAAGCCAGUAUCUUGGCCUACUCAACUCAACCAACAUUGGAAACUUCUCCAACCACCUUUUCGCCGUCGAAUUCGACACUGUCCAGGACUUCGAAUUCGGCGACAUAAAUGAUAACCAUGUUGGUAUAAACAUCAACAACUUGGUUUCCAAUGUUUCUUGUAAUGCAAGUUACUAUGCCGAAGGCGAAGGCGAAGGAAGACUUGAAAAUCUAAACCUUAAGGGUGGUAAACCAAUCAUGGUUUGGGUUGAUUAUGAUUCUGUUAAGAGUGUGAUAAGUGUUACACUCUCUCCUUCUUCUACAAAACCAAAGAAACCAACUUUGUCAUAUUCAUUGGAUCUCUCACCAAUCUUUCAUGAGAGAAUGUAUGUUGGAUUCUCUGCUUCAACCGGUUUGCUUGCAAGCUCCCAUUAUGUCUUGGGUUGGAGCUUCAAGAUCAAUGGAACUGCUCCAACACUUGAUCUCGAUUCGCUUCCAAAGCUUCCGGGUCCCAAGAAGAAGCAAACUCCCAUGGUUGUUGGGGUUUCAGUUGCUACUUCAUUCAUUGCUCUGUUUUCUCUGUUUCUUGGAUUUUACUUGUUCUGGAAAAUCAAGAAUGCUGAUGUUAUAGAGCCAUGGGAGCAUGAGAUUGGGCCUCACAGGUACUCUAUGAUUCAUAAAGUCUAUACUCAUAUAAAGAGCUCAAAACAAGGUCUUAGAGAAUUUGUGUCAGAAAUCGCCAGCAUCGGCCGGCUUCGCCACCGGAACUUGGUCCAAUUGCUUGGCUGGUGCCGCCGCCGUGGCGACCUCCUACUUGUGUAUGAUUUCAUGGAAAAUGGUAGCCUAGACAAGUACUUAUUCGACGAGCCGAAAACGAUCCUAAGAUGGCAACAAAGGUUCAAGAUCAUAAAGGAUGUUGCUUCAGCACUUUUAUAUCUCCAUGAAGGAUAUGAACAAGUGGUGAUUCAUAGAGAUGUUAAAGCUAGUAAUGUUCUUUUAGAUAGUGAAAUGAAUGGAAGGCUUGGAGAUUUUGGUUUAGCAAGAUUGUAUGAACAUGGUGGUCAUCCUAGCACAACAAGGGUGGUUGGAACAUUAGGUUAUUUGGCACCUGAGUUGCCAAGAACAGGAAAAGCCACUCCUAGCACUGAUGUUUAUGCAUUUGGUGCAUUAAUGCUUGAAGUGGCAUGUGGGGUUAGGCCUGUUGAUCCAAGAAAGGCACAACAUGAGGAUCUGGUUUUGGUGGAUUGGGUUUGGAAGAUGUACAAAGAAGGGAAGUUAAUUGAUGUUGUGGACCCAAAUUUGAAUGGUGAUUUUGAUGAGAGGGAGGUUGUUAUGGUUCUCAAAUUAGGCCUAAUGUGUUCAAAUGGUGCACCAACUUCUAGGCCUAGCAUGAGGCAAGUGACUAGGUAUUUGGAUGGUGAAAAUUUGUUGCCUGAUUCAUUGAUGAAGCCUCAUCAUAAUAACCAAGAGGGUUUUGAUGAGUUCUUGAAUCCAUUUGGGUCUUCUUUUAGUAGUUCAGAUAAUAUUGGCAUGUAUGCUAGUUUUCCUUCAUUCACUAAUUCCCCUGUUUUUACUCCUAUUGGUAGGAGAGAAACAAGCUGAGUUUCUUUCUCCAUUGUAUUUUGUAGUAAUAGAUAUUGUCUUAUAAUUGUAGAGAGAAAGUUAUGAUCAUGAAUCAUGAUGAUGAGGGAGUUAAAUCCCAAAACAUGAAAGUUUCUAUUUUGGUUCUGUUCCUCAA
Molecule: messenger RNA, 2221 nt
Organism: Arachis ipaensis
Lineage: Eukaryota; Viridiplantae; Streptophyta; Magnoliopsida; Fabales; Fabaceae
Source: RefSeq, a predicted model, not a curated record